Trichoderma gamsii is the source of this 465-nucleotide messenger RNA. RefSeq lists its product as hypothetical. NCBI's taxonomy places the organism in Eukaryota, Fungi, Ascomycota, Sordariomycetes, Hypocreales, Hypocreaceae. The record is from RefSeq and is a predicted model, not a curated record. The transcript is spliced from 2 exons. Bases 1 to 465 code for a protein of 154 amino acids.
AUGGCUGGCUCCGUCAAUGCGCAAUACAUUCCUCGAUACCCGGUCCAUGAUAGCCUUCCCGAUCCCGAGAUUCGGACGUUCAUCACCAACUUUUACAGAAUAUCCGACCAGCAGGACUUGAAUGAGCUGUGGGUUGAUCAGUUCACCAAGGAUGCGCAAAUAGCUGUUGGGCCUGCGAAGGCGAUUGGGCGAGAGGACAUCCGCACAAUGCGCAACGGAAUGUGGUCGGUGGUACAAGAGAGGAGCCACACUGUCCAUAAGGUCUUCCCGGGGCAGUUCAGUGAAUCGGCAGACAGCAAGCGGGAGUGCGAGCUGAUGCUUUACGGCGACGUGUCGUAUAAGACCAAGGACGGUGCCACAAACACUGUUGCGUGGGCGGGACACGGGACUGUGAGAAAGGUGCAAAACGAGGAUGGCAACGAGGAGUGGAAGUUUGCUGCGUAUUCCGUGUAUAUGCUGAAAUAG